Molecule: messenger RNA, 1590 nt
Organism: Microtus oregoni (creeping vole)
Lineage: Eukaryota; Metazoa; Chordata; Mammalia; Rodentia; Cricetidae
Product: zinc finger protein 431-like
Exons: 4
Coding region: 1-1590 (529 amino acids)
Biological process (GO): regulation of transcription by RNA polymerase II; central nervous system development
Cellular component (GO): nucleus
Molecular function (GO): DNA-binding transcription factor activity, RNA polymerase II-specific; RNA polymerase II cis-regulatory region sequence-specific DNA binding
Source: RefSeq, a predicted model, not a curated record
AUGGUGAGCGGGGCAAUGCUGUCUCCAGAUGGGGAGGAGCCGAGGUAUGAUGAUGUGCAUAUCAGCUUCACUCAGGAAGAGUGGGAUUUGCUGGAUCUGUCCCAGAAGAAUCUCUACAAAGAUGUCAUGCUGGAGACCAACAGGAACCUUGCUACUAUAGGAUGCAUUUGGGAAGACCAUAAUACUACAGAACACUCUCCAUUUUCUAGAAGAACUGAAAGGAUUGAAAAAAUUCAAACUGGAGAGAAACUUUCAAUAUAUAUUCAAUGUGGUAAACUCUUGACAUAUGACAGUCACGUAAAAGGGAAUGAAAGAACACAUACUGGAGAGAAGCCCUACAAAUGUAAUCAGUGUGGUAAGGCCUUUGCAGCUCAGAGUCAUCUUCAAAUUCAUAAAAGAACACAUACUGGAGAGAAAUCCUAUGGAUGUAAUCAGUGUGGUAAGGCCUUUGCACAGAAUGGUGCUCUUCAAUACCAUAAAAGAACACACACUGGAGAAAAACCAUAUGAGUGUAAUCAGUGUGGUAAGACCUUUGCAUCUUCUAGUAAUCUCCAAACGCAUAAAAGAACACAUAGUGGAGAGAAACCAUAUGAUUGUGAUCAGUGUGGUAAGGCCUUUACAACUCAUAGUAAUCUUCAAAAGCAUAAAAGAGUACAUACUGGAGAGAAACCCUAUAAAUGUAAUCACUGUGGUAAGGCCUUUUCAGUUCAUAGUAAUCUUCAAACCCAUAAAAGAAUACAUACUGGAGAGAAACCCUACGGAUGUAAUCAGUGUGGUAAGGCCUUUUCACGGUAUUGUGCUCUUCAAUGCCAUAAAAGAACACACACUGGAGAAAAACCAUAUGAGUGUAAUCAGUGUGGUAAGGCCUUUGCAGCUCAGAGUCAUCUUCAAGAUCAUAAAAGAACACAUACUGGAGAGAAACCCUAUGGAUGUAAUCAGUGUGGUAAGGCCUUUGCACAGAAUGGUGCUCUUCAAUACCAUAAAAGAACACACACUGGAGAAAAACCAUAUGAGUGUAAUCAGUGUGGUAAGACCUUUGCAUCUUCUAGUAAUCUCCAAACGCAUAAAAGAUCACAUAGUGGAGAGAAACCAUAUGAUUGUGAUCAGUGUGGUAAGGCCUUUACAACUCAUAGCAAUCUUCAAAAGCAUAAAAGAGUACAUACUGGAGAGAAACCCUACGGAUGUAAUCAGUGUGGUAAGGCUUUUUCACAGUAUUGUGCUCUUCAAUGCCAUAAAAGAACACACACUGGAGAAAAACCAUAUGAGUGUAAUCAGUGUGGUAAGGCCUUUGCAACUCACAAUAAUCUUCAAGACCAUAAAAAAUCACAUACUGGAGAGAAACACUAUGAAUGUAAUCAGUGUGGGAAGGACUUUGCACAGUACAGUGGUCUUCAACAUCAUAAAAGAACACAUACUGGAGAGAAGCCCUAUGAAUGUAAUCAGUGUGGUAAGGCCUUUGCAGUGAACAGUUCUUUUCAAGUGCAUAAAAGAACACAGACUGAAGAGAAACCAUAUGAAUGUAAUGAGUGUGGUAAGGCAUUUGCAACUUCUGGUAAUCUUAAAGUGCAAAAAAGAUCUCACCAUAGAUAG